CGCGAAAUGAAGGUUUGGAGGUUCCUUGAGCAUCCCAAUGUGGCUCCAUUUUAUGGUUAUAUGUGGGAAGAGAUAAUAGUUGGCACCUUCACUGCCAGCAUUGUCACCCUGUACUACAAAAAUGGGCACGUGUACAACUACCUCAGGAACCAACGCCAUGCGGAUCGUAUGCUACUGUGUCAUGGUGUCGCCAACGGUAUCGCAUACCUACAUUCUCGACCUCAUCCGGUAGUGCAUGGGGACCUCAAAGCUUAUAACAUUCUGGUGGAUGAUAAUGGACAUGCCAUUAUUUGCGACUUUGGCUUGUCACAGAUGCUCGACAACUCUGCCAGCGGCUUCACGUCGUCUGUACUCGGAGGAACAACGAGGUAUCUUGCGCCAGAACUCACACAUGGCGAGGCUCGGACCGCUGCAAGUGAUAUGUACUCAUUUGCCUGUGUUUGCAUGGAGGUUCGUUAUAAUAUCACUGCUCGAUUUCUACUACUAAUUCGCCGCUCAGAUUUUGCACGAAGAGAUACCAUACAAUGA
This is a messenger RNA of Cantharellus anzutake, 528 nucleotides long. RefSeq names its product kinase-like domain-containing protein. The transcript has 3 exons. Gene Ontology annotation, biological process: protein phosphorylation. Gene Ontology annotation, molecular function: protein kinase activity; ATP binding. The record is from RefSeq and is a predicted model, not a curated record. NCBI's taxonomy places the organism in Eukaryota, Fungi, Basidiomycota, Agaricomycetes, Cantharellales, Hydnaceae. The annotation marks the transcript as partial.